Molecule: messenger RNA, 903 nt
Organism: Venturia canescens
Lineage: Eukaryota; Metazoa; Arthropoda; Insecta; Hymenoptera; Ichneumonidae
Product: neurogenic locus notch homolog protein 3-like
Exons: 4
Coding region: 324-707 (127 amino acids)
Source: RefSeq, a predicted model, not a curated record
AGGCCCCGCAUAAUUCACGAUCGUUUAUAGUCCAAGUUUAGUUUUACUCGGCUCUUAGCUGCUAGUCGUCCUCCUCCGGUACUCUUCUUCAUCUCAAGCUUUACAUAGUAUUUCUUUCGUUUUCUUCUCUCUCACCCCUGUCAAUCUUCGAGACGUGGUUUCCAAGACUAAAUUCUUUGGACGGAGCUCCUCUCAUUCUUCUUUUAGAAAAAGAAGGCUAGCCGCUCUGAUCGUUUGCCGCGAUUUUUUCACAUCUCUUAAUUUCUCGACUAAUCUAUCGAGUGGUUUUAAUUUUUUCCUCGGCAUUUUCGUUGAACAUUAUCAUGUUAGGAAAAUCGACUAUUUUUAUCGUUACAGUUCUCCUCACAUUCGGAGUAUUUGUAAGAACGUGCGACAAUGAUCAGAUGCGAUCGGGAUGCAGAAUUGUCGAACGUCAGUGCGGAUGUGGCUUUGGAUGCAAAGCUGAAUUUAGAUACGACAGCAUGGAGGCUUGUCGUAUGGCCCUUAAAGGAGGAAAGCAUGACAUAUGCAGUCACCAAAGACCAUGUUUGCACGAAGGCAGUUGUUUGCAAAUAUCCCAAGAGCCAGGAUUCAAGUGCCGAUGCGAGGGUACCGGAUAUCAUGGACCUCAGUGUGACAAACCUUGCCCGCGACCGAACAAUCCUCACUUUCGUGGACCAUUUCCCUACGAGUGCGUUGUCAUCUGAUGCGAGCCGUUAUAUUCAUCUCUGUUGCAGUCGUUGAAAACCAUCGAAUUUAUCACAAUUAAAUCGUAUUUACUUGCCUAGAACCAAAACACACACACACACACACACACACCAUCAAAAAAUUUAGAGAUCGAACAUUUUUGUACAUACCCACGAAUAAAAUAAAAGGAAAAAGUGUAAGUGGAAGAAAAAGAAA